Molecule: messenger RNA, 3677 nt
Organism: Diceros bicornis minor
Lineage: Eukaryota; Metazoa; Chordata; Mammalia; Perissodactyla; Rhinocerotidae
Gene: TMEM65
Product: transmembrane protein 65
Exons: 7
Coding region: 410-1123 (237 amino acids)
Biological process (GO): regulation of cardiac conduction; cardiac ventricle development
Cellular component (GO): mitochondrion
Source: RefSeq, a predicted model, not a curated record
GCGCCGGAGGAGGGCGGCGCGUGGCUGACUCAUCCCUCUGGAAGAUCAGACUGACAGACACCAGCCCUCGCCGAACCCGCCCGCCCGCGCCGCUCCUCCUCAGGCGGGAGGCGCCCGCCCGCACCGCCCGCCCGCCCUCUCCGGGAGCCCUCCCAGCCCGGCCUCCUCAGAGAAAGUUUUUCCCGUCGGAGGGACCGGAGCCGCCGCGGGCCUUUUGGAAGGGAAGGGGGACGGCAGAGGAGGCGACGGCGGCGCGGGCUCGGGGAGUGCAUGGUGCCCGGCGCCUCGGCUGCCUGUCAGGAGGACCUCGGGGCGGGGUCGGGCUGAGCCCAGCUCCUUCUUGUCCGCUCAGCCUCGCCAGAAAUCGCCCUCCCGGACUGCCGCGGGGGUCUCUGCUCCUCAGCCCGCCAUGUCCCGGCUGCUGCCGCUGCUGAGGAGCCGGACCGCGCGCAGCCUGAGGCCGGGCCCGGCCGCCGCGGCCGCCGCGCCCCGCCCGCCGUCCUGGUGCUGCUGCGGGCGGGGGCUGCUGGCGCUCGCGGCCCCCCGCGGCCCCCGGGGGCUGGGCACGCACCCCAAGAAGGAGCCCAUGGAGGCGCUGAACACGGCGCAGGGCGCGCGCGACUUCAUCUACAGCCUGCACUCCACCGAGAGGAGCUGCCUGCUCAAGGAGCUGCACCGCUUCGAGUCCAUUGCCAUCGCCCAAGAAAAAUUGGAAGCUCCACCACCCACCCCAGGACAGCUGAGAUAUGUAUUCAUCCACAAUGCGAUACCUUUCAUAGGGUUUGGCUUUUUGGAUAAUGCAAUUAUGAUUGUUGCAGGAACCCAAAUUGAAAUGUCUAUUGGAAUUAUUUUGGGAAUUUCAACUAUGGCAGCUGCUGCUUUGGGAAAUCUUGUGUCAGAUUUAGCUGGACUUGGACUUGCAGGCUACGUUGAAGCUUUGGCUUCCAGGUUAGGCUUAUCAAUUCCUGAUCUCACACCAAAACAAGUUGACAUGUGGCAAACACGUCUUAGUACACAUUUGGGCAAAGCUGUUGGGGUGACUAUUGGCUGCAUUCUAGGAAUGUUUCCUUUGCUUUUCCUUGGAGGAGGUGAAGAAGAUGAAAAACUGGAAGCGAAAAAUUAACCCUCUUAGAAUACCUAUAAAAAGAUGUAAACUAAUGUACCUCAAUUAUUAAAUAUGCUGUCACAACGUUUAGGAUUUAAGACAGUUAACAGUGUAUAGAUAUGGGAUCAAAUAAUUCAGCAUGUAUUAUGGAAAACACUAACUUAUUGUGGCUUGGUUUUCUUAGGACAUCUUUUUAAAAACACUGUUUACUAUCAUUUUGUGUAAAUUGUUGAAAUGCUUGUUCAUCAAUGGCAGUCAAGAUUUUACCUUUUCCUUCUCUUUCUUUAUAUAUCAAAAUAUCAUUUAAGUAUCAGUCAUUGAUGUACUGUACUGACUUGGGGUUUGCUUAUUUGUUACUUAACAUGUGUACAUGCAUGAAAGCAUUUUUUGUUGUUGCUGUUAUUGUUGUUAUUCCCUAUAGUUACAAUUCAACCUUAAGAUUUUUUCCAAAUUACUUAAGAUGUUUAAUACCAGUUAAAGAUUUUUUUUGGCACCAUCAAUUUUGUACUGGUUCACAGUAAACAUUUACAAUCAUAUUUCAGUCAUUUUUUUAAACUCACACAUCUAUUCAAGAUGGAUGCAGACGUUAAGUAUUUUAAGUAUUUAUCACUCACUUUAAUUUUCUGACCUUACUGUGUCAAGAGCCAAAGGUUAAUGAGAAUGAGCAAUUAUGUAGUCUCCCUACUACAUAAAACCAUAUAUGUUAAUGAGUGUAUUCUUUGGAGCUGAUGUUUUUACUUUUACUUUUCAAUUUUGAGUAAUUACAUGGUAGUUUCUGACUGCUGAGGGGAAAAAAUGAUUAUUUUAGGAUACUUUUAAUGGAGAUUAUGGAAUCAGGGUGAACUAAGGGGUUUGAUGUGACACUUGGAAAUUAAGAGGCUAUAAAAAUUUUUUUUCAAGAAGUAGAAAAUGGGAACUGUCAAGAAAGUUUAUGAUAUAAGUGGUGAAAUUGAAAUGAUGUUUGUCAAGUUAAUGAGAUAACAAAUUAUAUUGUUUGGGACGGAUUUUUUUUUUCCCCAAAGCGUCGUCUUCUCAUCUGAAUUGAAUGAGUCUGAGUACUCCAUACUCAUAAUCCUGACGUCAUUGUAUCUUGUUUAGUGAAUUUUAUUUCUGGAUAACUUCUUUUGAGGUUUAACUAAAUAUUUUAUGUUUUGCUUUUGGCUGUAUAUAGUCUAGUAGUCAAAUGUUACACGAGGAGAAAUCCUUUCUCCCUCUUUUGGUCUUUUUUCUUUUGUGAUUUUUAAAUCAUAUUCUAGGUUGAAGUUACUUAUUUCCAGUCUUGUAUAUGGCACAUAACAACAAAAUAUAUCUGACUUAAGUAUAAUUGUGUAUGAAUUAUAAAUUUUAAUUUUAUGAACCCUCACAGUUUGUUAGUAUGUGGUCUAUUACACAUGCUAAAAAAUUACUCUUCUAAGAGUAAAUACAUCAUGGAGGAGAAAAACUGAAAUUAAAAUUACUAUUUGGGCUACUGAAAUUAUGUUGCUAAAUAGAACCAAAAGAAAGGAAACUUGUAAGAUGGCUGUAUUUAUAGCUACCUUAUUUUAAAGUUUUAGUUGCACAUAUUUACUUUGAGUUCUUAUUUCAGAGGAGCUGUUUUUUCCCAUAAGGCAACUUGUCAUAAAUUCUCUUCUGUGCACUUCAAAAUAACUUAGUGCUAUCCUUUAAUCAUAGAUUUUUGAGGGAAAAAAAGAAAAUAAAUCAUACAGUAUAAAAAUAAAUAUGUAACAUUCUUCCUAUGGAUAAAUAAUAUGACAAUCUCGUUUGAUCAAAUUAGAAUUAUAGAACUUGACAUCUUAAACAGAAUUGUGGUUUGUAUCUUCCACAUAAUACCACACACAAACCAAAAAAAUUUUUAUUAUUAUUUCAAAUGAUAGGAUUAGAGUAUUAUUUUUAAAAAAUUUUUGUUUGUAAAUGUUUAAGUACUUUUGUUGCCUAACUUGUAUUUCCUUCUUAUUAAUUAAAUCCCAUAUCCACAAAACUUGCCUGUGAGUUUAGAAAGGGCUUUUGACUUUUGGUUUCUCUGUUUUGCUCUUGAAAAUAACCCAGUCCUACAGAAUCUUUCAGCUUAGCUGAACGUCUGCAGAAUUAUUUAAGGUGUCAAAACAUGGAAUAUAUAACCUUCAUAUUGAAAGAUAUUUUAAUUUAUGCACUCAGUAAAAAUUUGCGUCCUUCAUUUUCAAAAAAUGGAGCCCUUUUGUCUUUAACCUAAGGUACACAUUUUUUCAAGAUCUUAUUCUAAACUAGUAUGGUGCUUUGCACAAAGUGAUUUCUGAAAAAUUGUUCCCUUUAAGAUAAUGACUUCAUAUAAUCAUUGUUUCAUGUUACUUGUCGCAAAGAACCUUAUUUCAGAUUGAAACUGGAAUUCUUCUCAUAUUAGCUAUCUUUAUGGGGAGCACUACAGCUAUGAUUAAAUGCAACAUGAGCUACUUUAGUACUGUUCGUUUGAAAUUCCUGUUGUCCAUGUAUUAUGACUUAUUGACUUGUUGAUGCAUGUAAAUUGGGUGCAUUUUGUUGACACUGUGUUAUAUGGUGACCAAUGUUUUUACAAAGAAAUUGAACAAAAAGAAAUCUU